AUCUCUAGCCAGUAUGAGAAGCAGCUCGAGCUGAUCCAGGAACGCCUGAGAUCCAUCGAGCAUAGCAUCCGGAACCUUUCUCAUUCACCUUCUGCCCCUCUCACCGUUCCACCUGCCUCUGCCCAGGACACCCCAGAAACAACAACCUCUCCAUUUGAAGGCGAAUCCUCUUUUGCCUCGCAAACCAUCCAAGCUAGAGAAGCCGCCGAUAUGACUGCGGCUGCUAUCAACACUGACGAAGUAGCCACGGUCCUGGCUUCCUUGAGGAACAGCCUUCAAACACCCCGCGCCUAUGAAGCCUACCUUACACCCCAUAACUCCAAUCCUUCUCCCCAAGAACAAAACCUCCCGCCUGUUGACUUCGUCGUGGCUGUCGUCAAGCGGAUUAAAGCUUCUCCCUCGUUCGUUAUAGUGUGUUACUCCUUCACGGACCCACUUCUCUUGGAAAAGCUUUGUCGCAAAAUCUAUUUUCCUUCGGAACCCCUUCCUUCUGGCUCCGUUGCUCUUCUCCAAGCCCUAGUAUUUUAUAUCGUUUCUGACUUGAUAUCCGCCCAUGACCCUUUAACCGAACAAUUUGACUGUGCCGCCUACGCCGAACUUUGCGAACGAAAUUUCUCCAGCGCUCUAUCCACCUAUGAGACUCUCGCCAUUCCAACCUUGGAAAAUGUUCAAGUCCUUAUGUUUGGAGCCUGCAGAGCUCAAGAAAAGGCAAAACUUUCCCUCUGUUGGACUUAUCUCGCCGCCGCCCACACCCUGUGCCAAACAAUGGGCAUCCAUCGCAAGUCGUUCCUUCAAAAUGACCCCCACCCCGUUGCUGAAGCAAAGCGCCAUGCGUUUUGGUUCCUCUACCUCAUGGAAAAGAACCUCUCUCUCAAUACUGGCCGAACGUCGAGUUUCCAAGAUUACGAUAUUGAUUGUGAAUUAUUUUCCAUAUCAAAGAACCCAAAACAAGCCCCAUGGGACAUCCUCAACCUCGCAUCAGUCGGGUUCGCUCGCAUUCAAGGCAAAGUCUAUGAUCAGUUGUAUUCCGCUUCCGCCGUCACUCAGCAUCCAACAAAAAAAGCUUCAAUUGUAGAACAACUUGCCACAGAACUCCUUCAGACCCGUGAUCAAAUUUGCUCUGUUGACAUCUCCAACUCUUACUUCAGAGAUGCCCUCGAAUGCCUUAUGAUAUCCACCGAUUUCAUGUACUAUUCUGUUCUCACGAUGAUUUAUCGCGCCCAAACUUCUACCAGCCAUGCCACCGAAAUCAGUUCCCAAUGCUACGAAGCCGCCAGGCUAAGUCUACGGGCUCAUCUGAAAACUUUCGAGCAUUUCGUGCCCGGCGAAAACCAUUUCCGGACGAUUGAUUUUGUCAACUGGUAUGUCUUCGCUAUUUUUAUCAAUUGGAUCGUUCUCUACUGCUCUUUCGCCCCCUACGUUAUUGUCUUCACCCACGCCAUGGCCACGUUUGACGAGGACGAUAUCACUCUUUUGCGCGAGACUGUGAACGCUCUAAACCAGCUCAAGGAGGUAAAUAGCGGCGUUCGUCGUCUCUUUGACGUCUGCAAAGCUUUCCUCAACACUGCCGAAGUUAUAAGUCGCUCGCAGAAGAAAGUCGAUGGAGUCCAUCGACAAGAUGAUGGCUCCCUUGUCCUCUCUCCUUUCUCCGGUGAAGCUAUAGCUACCGGAGAUCUUGCCUGGCCCGGGGGAAUGGCUGACUUUGAUAUGAGCGGCAUGGACAUAUCAGCAUUCCUUGGCAAUUGGCUUGGAACCAACAGGCCUGUCACUGACAUGCUCAAUCUGGAUAGCGAUGCCGAUGUUUUGAAUUGAGUCACCGUGGCAUCCGCGGCAAUUUUAGCGCGGGCUAGCUCGGCAUCCGUGGCGGCCGCGGAACCCGCGGGUUCCGCACUACCAGGCUACCU
This is a messenger RNA of Aplosporella prunicola CBS 121167, 1904 nucleotides long. RefSeq lists its product as uncharacterized. Gene Ontology annotation, molecular function: DNA binding; zinc ion binding. NCBI's taxonomy places the organism in Eukaryota, Fungi, Ascomycota, Dothideomycetes, Botryosphaeriales, Aplosporellaceae. The coding region runs from base 211 to 1812 and encodes 533 amino acids. The transcript is spliced from 6 exons. Gene Ontology annotation, biological process: DNA-templated transcription. The record is from RefSeq and is a predicted model, not a curated record.